AUGAAUUCAAAAGGGAAGUGGAAUGAACUAAAAUCAUCACUCUCGGAUUAUGUGUACGAGAACAGAACCAAAAUUUUUGACUCAGCAAUGCGUGAGGCAAAAAAUAUCGAAAGGGAAAUAUUCAAAGAUUCCGUCAAACCUCUUAUCCGAAAAGGGGUAAUUCGAUUAAUGACCGUAACUAUCCUAGGCGACAGUGCCUUAAUUUGUGAUUCUGAUAAGGUCGGGGCCCCUACCACCGGUACCGAGAUGGAAAAGACCAAGUUCGAACAAGUUUCAAAGAAAUUGAGAACGUUCGAGGAUGAUGAUGGAUUUUGUGACGAAGUUUUGAG
Molecule: messenger RNA, 329 nt
Organism: Acaulospora colombiana
Lineage: Eukaryota; Fungi; Glomeromycota; Glomeromycetes; Diversisporales; Acaulosporaceae
Source: the annotation of a GenBank genome assembly